Messenger RNA from Brassicogethes aeneus, 1497 nucleotides. The record is from the annotation of a GenBank genome assembly. NCBI's taxonomy places the organism in Eukaryota, Metazoa, Arthropoda, Insecta, Coleoptera, Nitidulidae.
ACCGGUUCCAAAACAACACAAUACAAUUUGGACACGUUAAUUUUUAUAUUCUUUAAGCAACUGGUGCUACCCAGACAGACCUAACUGUUUUCUUUAAACUUGCGUGCUGUUUCUGCUGUUUUGUUUUGAUUUUAGUCGGAAAUCAUGAGGAUAUAUUUGUGGACUUUCCCCUUACUCUUGGCCUUAUCAAAAGCCGAUAAUCCCCCUUUUGAUUCAGCUUUAAAGGCAGUAUUUAGCGUAGGAGUAAAACUCCAAGCAUUACUAGAUGACGACACGUCAAACUCAAAUUUCCUUAUUUCUCCCAUAAGCAUAACAUCCCUUAUUGGCCAAUUAAUGAUAGGGGCAGAAGGUGAAUUUAGGGACAACCUUUUCCAACUUCUUUCGCUUGACAAAACCGACAUACAGAAAGAGUCCAGUUUAAAUUUGUAUUCCGAGAAGAAAAACGGUUCUUUAAGGCUGCCCUAUUCAAAAUUUCAUUUGGAAAUGUACAGUUUGAUAAAACAUCUACAGAGAGGAUACAAAGGAAACAACGAACUGUUUACGUUGGAACAGAGUAAUGCGAUAUUUUAUGAUCAAAAGUUGAAAUUGACUCAGGAAUUUAGACAUUACUCUAAAUUGUUUUACAAUUCUCAAUUGACUGGUCUUGACUUUGUCGGAGCUCCUAGAGAAGCACAAAAAACUCUAAACGAAUGGACGGCCCUUCAUACCCAAGGACUGAUAAAAACUAUAUUUCCAGCCCCACCCCCAGCCUAUACUUCUGCCAUUUUUCUAAAUGCCAUCUACUUUUUGGCCGAAUGGGAAAUACCAUUUAGCGACGAAUUAAACCGUGUCGGCAAUUUCAACGUAAACGAAAAUGUUACCGUAAACGCCACCUAUAUGUUAGGCACCAUAGAACAAAUCCCUUACAUCGAAACCGACGAAUAUAAAAUGAUUGCGUUGCCUUAUAAAAACGAUGAGCUGGAAAUGUUUAUUAUGUUACCUAGUAAAGACAGCGAGUAUAGCUACGAUAUAAGAAAAUUCGCGCAGUCUUUGAAUGCUACCGACAUUUUAUCAUCGAUUGAAAGAUCUAAAAAGAAGGACGUUAUCGUAAAAAUACCUAAAAUGACGCUGUCUACAAGCGUGAGCGUACUGCAACCUCUCUUAAAGUAUCAAGCAUCCAAAAUGAAAGCCGUAGAAAAUAACACUGUAACAAAGGAGAUAUAUCCCGACAUAAUCCUAUCUGGCGCAGUCGAAGACGGAAACCUACGGGUAAAUGAUAUAGUGCAAGAAAUGGUGUUUUCAAUUAACGAAAAAGGGACUGAGGCAGCCGCCGUAGCCAUAGGUACAGUAGAUUACAUCGGAGGACAGAAAAGGUUUUUGGCAGAUAGACCGUUUGUGUUUUUUAUAAGGCACAAGUCAACCACGGCAACGCUGUUUUGGGGCACUAUUGCUGAUCCGUCGUAGAGACAUUUUGUCCGCUAUUUAUAGCUUUAAUUUAUUUUAGGUGUAGAAAUAAAC